Cucurbita maxima (winter squash) is the source of this 1161-nucleotide messenger RNA. Its product is annotated as ras-related protein RABA1b-like. Gene Ontology annotation, cellular component: endosome. The transcript has 2 exons. The coding region runs from base 103 to 756 and encodes 217 amino acids. NCBI's taxonomy places the organism in Eukaryota, Viridiplantae, Streptophyta, Magnoliopsida, Cucurbitales, Cucurbitaceae. The record is from RefSeq and is a predicted model, not a curated record. Gene Ontology annotation, molecular function: GTP binding; GTPase activity.
AUUGAUUUCACGCACUUCCUCCCACUUGAUUUUCUCUCUCUCUCUCUCUGGUUCGAUUCUUCUUCUUCUUCCUCGUAAAGUUUGAAGUAAAUCGAAGCAACAAUGGCGGGUUACAGAGCUGAUGAUGAUUACGACUACCUAUUCAAGGUGGUUCUGAUUGGGGAUUCCGGCGUCGGCAAGUCCAAUUUGCUGUCCAGAUUUACUAAGAACGAGUUCAACCUCGAGUCCAAAUCCACCAUUGGUGUAGAGUUCGCCACCAGGACUUUGAAGGUCGAUAGUAAAGUUAUUAAAGCUCAGAUUUGGGACACUGCUGGCCAAGAAAGGUACCGUGCCAUCACCAGUGCCUACUACCGUGGGGCAGUCGGUGCACUCCUUGUAUAUGAUGUCACUCGUCAUGCAACAUUCGAGAACGUCGAUCGGUGGCUAAAAGAAUUGAAGAACCACACAGAUUCCAACAUCGUUGUGAUGCUUGUUGGAAACAAAUCCGAUCUUCGCCACCUUGUUGCUGUUCCAACCGAAGAUGGAAAGUCGUAUGCUGAGAAGGAAUCACUGUAUUUCAUAGAAACCUCUGCACUAGAAGCAGUCAAUGUCGAGAAAGCAUUCGCUGAGGUCCUAACUCAGAUCUAUCACAUUGUAAGCAAGAAGGCGGUUGAAGGCGGAGAAAAUGGCUCUGCUACCUCUGUCCCUGCCCAGGGGGAGAAAAUAAACAUCAAAGACGAAUCGGGUUUAAACAGAAUCAAAUGUUGCUCGAGCUAACUUUGGUAAUCUGCCUAGAUGAUUUUCGAUUUCAUGUAAUGUAAUAUAUUUUUUCCUUGAAGAUGGUUAUGAAGAAAAAGGAAGAUACAUAUAUAUCCCCAAGACGUUCAAUCUUGCUGCAUUACAGAAAGAGGAGUACCUUAGCCACAUGAUUGGUUCGUGGUUGCUGUUGUGUCAUUAUUAGCAUCUUGGUUUCAAGUUUCCAUGGAAAAUGUCCACCAUUUUAGCCUCUACUACCCCUUUGAUCUGUAUAAGCAUUCAUGAUGUCCUAUGAUGAUAAAUGAUGUUGAUGAACUCUCAUAUUCAUUCAUAUGUUGUUCAAGUCAGUUAUGAUGGCUCUUUGAGCUGUGAACCUAUAUUACUUUUUAGCCUAUCUAUUUCGGUAAAAAAUUAUCAUUUUGGUCC